Messenger RNA from Naegleria gruberi, 875 nucleotides. RefSeq lists its product as uncharacterized. The coding region runs from base 209 to 859 and encodes 216 amino acids. Lineage: Eukaryota; Heterolobosea; Eutetramitea; Acrasida; Naegleriidae. The transcript has a single exon. The record is from RefSeq and is a predicted model, not a curated record.
AUUAGGCACAAGUUCUAGGUAUAGCCCUCAUAUUUCUUCCACUCCUUGUUUACCCUUACCUCAUAUUGGAUCUCUUCCAAUUUCAUUCCGACCAACAGAAAUUGAAUUCUCUAAAAAGAAUAAGAGAAGUUUUUCAUUGGAUGAAAAAUCAGAUGAACAAUCAAGACAUGAAAGACAUUUGCAUUCUUCUGCAGUUAGUAGAAGAAAAAUGUCUGUCAUUCCUACCUCUGACAAUAAUAAUUUACUCCCACCAGAUUUAUCAAUAACAGUUUCAACUCCAGAAGAAAGCAAUCGUCAACCUAAGAUUACUCUCGAAAUUCCAAAACCAAUCAUUGAACCACCAACUGAAACUGAAGACCCUUACAACUUGUCAGAAUUCAAAAUGGGAACUAAAUCUCCAAAGAAAGCUCCAGUUGCUAAUGUUCCAGAUUUUACAAAUUAUCAAUUAGGCCAAAAACCACCAAAACAAAAGAAGGUUGGUUUUAUGGGCCCCCUUGUAGAUAUUAUUGUACAUGGAGGUUUGGGACUGCCUAAUAAUCACAAAAUUCGUAGACAUUCCUAUACACCUCAACCUUCGGCUGAUUUGUUAGAAAAAUCCAAUGUCAGUCCUCCACUAAGAAAGCCAAAUGCCAACCUUCCUCAACCAACAAUAGGACUUGUUCCAAGCCCUAAAGAGAAGAGAGAUUUGAGUAAGUCAGUGGCAGAUUUUGUACUCCCUCAACCAGUAGAUAUUGAACCAUCUCCCAAACUAUUUGUAGCUACCAUCAGUAAAACAAGAAGAAUGUCUCUAAAGGACGAAACUGCAGAGAGACUCAACGACUUACUUUCAAAACAAAGAACAGACCAAUAUAAACUGUAGUAAAUACUGUAUACAC